ACCAGCCAAGGUCAAAAUACUCUCUCAAUCUCUUCUCUUUCUCUGUGUAAUGGCGGCCAAGAAGACAGACGGAGACUUAUCUUUAUCCUCAGUCGGCUUAUACGUGACUCAGUCUCUCCUUCUGACAUUUUAAGCUCCAUUAAAACUCACCACCUUACUCCUCUCUGUUUUAUCAUUUUUCUCUUGGUGUUUUUCCCUGCUUUUAGUUCUACUUCUCUGCUAUUCCUCCAAUCCUCCAUUAAAUAUCUCUCUUUCUCGCUCUUUCCGCCUUGGUUUUCGUGUCUAUUUCUGCUUUUUUUUAAAGACCCAUUACCUCCCUCAUUCCAAAGAAAAGAGAAAGGGGUGGUACUAGAGUAGAGAAACCCAGAAGCUCGUUUCAAGAAUCAAGAUCUGACUUUUUGUUCUUGAGUUUUGUUUGGUUUGUAUUAAUCUUGUUUUUUGUUUUCAUUUUGUUCUUUAAGUGAGAAGAAAAAUGGGAAGCAAAUGGAGGAAAGCAAAGCUUGCUUUGAGUAAAAAUCUUUGUGUUUAUGUGCCAAGAACUCGUGAGGAUUCCCCACCUCCUGGGCAAUCUACAGAGAGAUUGUCUGAUGUUGCUUUGCUAUCUCCUGGCAAUUGGGACAUGGCUACCUCUCAGCCCAUGACACCAACUCCGUCUUCUCAUGGUUUAAGGUUGUCUAGAAGCAGCAGCAGAUCAUCCAAGCAAACCUGCUCGAUUUGUUUGACCAAAAUGAAAGAGGGAGGAGGUCAUGCUAUUUUCACAGCAGAGUGUUCACAUUCCUUUCACUUUCAGUGCAUUGCUUCAAAUGUGAAACAUGGUAACCAAAUAUGUCCAGUUUGCAGAGCAAAAUGGAAAGAAGUUCCUAUGCAAGGUCCUAUCUUAGAUCCUCUCCCUGGGAGGACAUCGAUCAACCCAGCGGGUUGGCCUCAAAAUGAUGCAUUAAUGACUGUGGUCCGUAGGUUACCUCCCCCUCGACGAGAUUUUAAUCGACGUCACAUUGUUCCCCUGCUUCAGACUCCUGAGCCAAGUGUAUUCAAUGAUGAUGAAUCUUUAGAUCACCAAGCUGCAGUAGCCGAGAAGAUCUCUUUCAGUGACAAUGUUACAGAUGACAGUUCUUUUAGAACAAUAGAAAUCAAGACAUAUCCAGAAGUUUCAGCAGUGUCGCGAACCAAAUCUUAUGAUAACUUCACAGUUUUGGUCCAUCUCAAAGCUGGUGCCAUAGUUAGAGGACCCAAUCUAACCAGAAGUCAUGCUAGUUUGUCACACCCUUCUCAAACUCCUCGUGCCCCUGUCGACCUAGUCACAGUGCUUGACAUCAGUGGUAGUAUGGCAGGAACUAAGCUUGCAUUGCUUAAGCGAGCAAUGGGCUUUGUAAUUCAGAACCUCGGCUCCAAUGAUAGGCUUUCUGUUAUUGCUUUCUCUUCGACAGCUCGACGUCUUUUUGCCCUGCGCAGAAUGUCUGAUGUGGGAAGGCAGCAGGCACUCCAAGCUGUCAACUCAUUGGUUGCCAGUGGUGGAACCAACAUUGCAGAAGGUCUGAAGAAAGGUGCUAAGGUAAUGGAAGAGAGAAGAGAAAAGAAUCCUGUUGCCAGUAUAAUUCUUUUGUCUGAUGGACAGGACACUUAUACCGUUAAUGGUAUAGGGGGUAACCUGCCUCAACCAAAUUACAAGUUGCUCCUCCCUUUGUCCAUCCACAAUGGUGAUAGCACAGGGUUUCAGAUUCCAGUCCAUGCUUUUGGUUUUGGUGCAGACCAUGAUUCUUCGUCAAUGCAUUCGAUUUCAGAGAUUUCCGGGGGGACGUUCUCCUUCAUCGAAACAGAAACUGUGAUCCAGGAUGCAUUUGCACAGUGCAUUGGAGGUCUUCUAAGUGUUGUGGUGCAGGAGCUGCAGGUAGGAGUUGAAUGCAUGCACCCGAGUCUUCUGCUUGGUUCGGUAAAAGCCGGAAGUUAUCCAAGCCGGGUCAUAGAUAAUGGACGUGCAGGAUUUAUUGAUGUUGGAGAUUUAUAUGCUGAAGAAGAGAGGGAUUUUUUAGUAUCAAUUAAUGUCCCAGUUGAAUCUUCCAGAAGUGAGACACCAUUGCUGAAGGUGAGAUGUGUCUACAAGGAUCCCCUAACCAAAGAAAUGGAAACUAUGGAGAGCGAUGUACUUAGGAUUGAAAGACCAGAACUGGCUGGCAAAGAAGUAGUGUCAAUUGAAGUUGACAGGCAAUGUAACAGACUUCAAGCUGCAGAGGCGAUGGCACAGGCAAGAGCCACUGCUGAGCAGGGAGAUUUAGCUACUGCUGUUUCUAUCCUUGAAAAUUUUCGACUAGCAUUGUCAAGCACUGUGUCAGCUAAAUCUCAUGACCGGCUCUGCAUUGCACUAGAUGCCGAACUCAAGGAAAUACAAGAGCGAAUGGCUAGCAGGCAUGUGUAUGAGGUAUCUGGAAGGGCAUAUAUUCUUUCAGGAUUGAGCUCCCAUUCCUGGCAGCGAGCAACAGCAAGAGGUGACUCCACUGAUGGCUCCAGUCUUGUUCAGUCUUACCAGACCCCAUUGAUGACUGAGAUGCUUCAUCAAUCUCAGGCUAGCUUACUGAGCUGUCCAUCAACUCAGAGGCUUAUCCAGCCAUUAUGGUUACUUAAUUCACAACUGAGUCCAAGAUAAUCAUCACGGAAAACUUUUUUCCGGUACAUUUUCCAAAGAGAGGGGGAGUAGAUUGGAUAGGUAUAAGAGUGUUUUUUGGGGAUGUUGUGAGUUUUGCUCAGGCAUAAGGAUAUGUUGUGAGUUUAACUCUCCUAUUUUCCAAAGGGUUUUUUUUUGGGAUGUUGUAAAUGAAGAAUAAAAACUUGGGGAAAGGGCAAAAAGAUAUAUUGGGGUUGGAUAAAAGUGAAGGGAAACUGGGUAGGUCUAAAGCAUUUUGGUUUCUUUAGUUGUUUUUUGUCGUUGGGGCGAUGUACAUAAGGAGAAAUGGGUUUUUCUUUUCUCUAGGAGACAACAACUGGGUAUAAAGUUUGUAUUUGGAAAUGGUCGGGGUGGUGAUCUCUUCACAUAAUAUAAUAUUUAUGAGCUACCUCUCAAUUAUUGUUGCAGUCUCAUCCUCUAUCAUUAAAGAAACAGAGGAUUUGUGAGUUCAGUCA
Carica papaya (papaya) is the source of this 3114-nucleotide messenger RNA. RefSeq names its product E3 ubiquitin-protein ligase WAV3-like. The record is from RefSeq and is a predicted model, not a curated record. Lineage: Eukaryota; Viridiplantae; Streptophyta; Magnoliopsida; Brassicales; Caricaceae.